UACCUCUAUGUUUUGAUUAUUGCUUUUUUCCUUCUUAGGCUUGUAUUUUGCCAUUCUGUUAGGCGGUUGCCUCAUUUUUUGCAAUUCCUCAUCCAAGAGGAUAUAUUGCUUUGUUCUUGAGAAUUUCCGGCAAGACCGUAUCAUUGGUGCUUUUAUUGGCUUUGAUGAUGGCCGAUUCCGACGUGGUUGCAGCGGUCAAGGCACUCCAAAUUCAGUUCAAAGGUCAAACAAUGUCUCUUCAUCAAACCUUGCAGCAAUACAUGGCGACUAUGGAUUCUCGGUUGGAGGAGUUACGCUCGCAAAUCCAUGGCUCGCUGGAGGUCGCCCCCAGUUCUUCAGGCAAACCGCCCAGAGCACCAACCUCUUCGGAAGUAUUUUCCGGCGGUACUGAGAUUUCUCCGGCCCUACGAUCCAUGAAAAUAGAGGUCCCUAAGUUCGAUGGAUCGGAUCCUAAUGGGUGGAUCUUUAGAAUUGAGGAGUUCUUCGAUUUCCAUGGUACACCCGCGUCUCUUCGCCUGCGGAUUGUCUCUUUCCAAAUGGAAGGUAGAGCAGCUGCUUGGUAUCAAUGGAUGAAGGCUAACAACCUGUUAGCCACGUGGAAGGAUUUCUUGACUAAUCUGCGGCAUCAAUUUGGCGCUUCGAUGUACGAGGACCAUCAAGGUAAUCUCUCUAAAUUGACCCAAACUACUACUGUGGCCGAUUUUCAAUCUGCUUUUGAGGAUUUGAUGAAUAAGGUAACUCGAAUUUCUGAGCCCUUGUUGAUUAGUUUCUUCAUCACGGGUUUAAAACUGGAUCUCCGCCAGGAGUUGUUGUUUUCCCGUCCGACCUCACUGAUGGAAGCCUUUGCUCUGGCUCGAGCUUAUGAGGCUCGAUCGGAGGACACCAAACACAAUAGUCGUUCUUGGACAAAAUGGUCACCAUAUACCAGUCCACUUCCUCCUCCUACCACGCCUAAUAACCCACCUUCCCACCCAUACACAAAAAACCAUGUCCAUUCCACCAAUACGGCCCCUGCAAUGCCAUACCCUUCGCCCUAGUACUACCCUAACCAAACAAGCCUCAUUGCCACCCCUGUUACCCACACCACCCCUCCCAGUUCGGCGGUCAUCCCCAGCUGAAUUACGGGAGAAAUGAGAGAAGGGUCUAUGAUAUAAUUGUGACCAGAAAUAUGGCCCUAAUCAUCGCUGUCGUAGUAAGUAUUUGGUCUUACUCGGGACCGACGAUUCUGAGGCUGAACAGCUUAAAGAACCCUUACCACCAGAGCCCGCAAAGGAGGUUGUCACGAGUGAUAUUUCCAGCUUAAAUGCUUUGGCGGGCCAAGUUAACCCUCGCUCACUUCGCUCGAUUGGCGAAAUAGGCUCUCAUCAGUUUCAGGACCUUACUGACAGCGGCAGUACACAUAAUUUCAUCAAACCGGCUUUGGCUGAACGUCUUGGCCUCACUAUUCAGCCCACAUCCAAUUUCAAGGUCUACAUUGGCAAUGGUGACUUUCUUCUGUGCCAGUUUGUUUAACGUGACCUUGACUCUUCAAGGGUAUGCAUUUGUGCUAGACCUCUUUGUGUUACUGAUUGAAGGACCUGAUGUGGUGCUUGAUAUUCAACGGCUGCAACGCCUCAGACGGGUCUCUCAUGAUUAUUCAGCUCUGUCCAUGGAGUUCUGUUAGGAUGGCAAACUGGUGAUACUGCGGGAUGAUUUCACCAAUACCUCGAGUUUGAUUACUCUGCAUCAGUUUCAAGUUUUGAUGCAUAGUGCUAUUGUGCACAGUUUGUUUGAGCUACACUCGUUGCCAGAGGAGGACUCUUGGACUAGAGAAACAGGGGAAGUCUCUUCACAGGUUAAGUUUCCUAGUUCACUGCCUGGAGCUAUUGCCACCACACUUCACCGUUACAAACCUUUAUUCCUCCAACCCACCGGGUUACCUCCUUACCGCCUCAUUGACCAUAAAAUUCAUUUGCUCCCAAACACUAGACCCAUCAACGCUCAACCGUAUCGGUACCCACAUUUUCAAAAAAUGAAGAUGGAGAAGCUCAUUCGUGAGAUGCUUGACAGGGCAUCAUUCGACCCAGCACCAGUCCUUUUUCUUCCCCAGUUUUGUUGGUACGGAAGAAGGACGGUUCUUAUCAGUUUUGUGUAGAUUAUCAAGCAUUGAAUGCGGCUACAAUUAAGGACAAGUUUCCCAUCCCCACAAUAGAUGAGCUACUUGAUGAACUUGGGGAUGCGAUUGUUUUUAGCAAGUUAGAUUUAAGGGCUGGUUAUCAUCAAAUCCGAAUGUAUGCAUGUUACACGUACAAAAUAGCAUUUUGGAGCCAUGAGGGCCACUAUGAAUUUCUUGUUAUGCCAUUAGGUUUAACGAACGCGCCGUCGACAUUCCAAGCUACAAUGAAUCAAAUAUUUGCUUUGUUCUUACGAAAGUUUAUGAUCACUUUUUUUUACAACAUUUUGGUUUACAGUGCCAAUUUGAUUGAGCAUGCCGGCCACUUAGAACAGGUCCUUGCUUGCCUACAAUCGUACGAUUCCUUUGUCAAGCUUUCCAAAUGCCUUUUCUGCCAAGACCGCAUUGAAUACUUGGCCCAUGUUGUCUCCUCUUACAGUGUACAAGCAUAUCCUCAAAAGAUUGAAGUUAUGGUGCGUUGGCCUCAACAAAAGAAUGUGAAGCACCUCCGCGGUUUUUUGGGUCCCACGGUGUACUACAAAUGUUUCAUUCGGGGCUAUGCCUCCAUUGCUGCCCCUCUGACCGAUCUUUUGUGCAAAGAUGCUUUCACUUGGAUGCCAACGUCCACUGCUGCCUUUGAGGCACUCAAACAAGCCAUGGUAGAAGCCCCGAUUUUGCUGCUACCAAAUUUCAAUUUGGACUUCGUCAUUGAGACCGUUGCAUUGAAUGUUGGUAUUAGAGCAGUUCUGUUGCAAGAGGGACACCCCAUCUCCUACUUUAGCAAAAAGUUGGGACUCAAACUCCGCGCUUCCUCCACUUACCUUAAAGAGUUGCAUGUUAUUGCCAAGGAUGUCCAAAAAUUGCGCCAGUACCUCCUCGACAGGCUUUUCAUUAUUCAGACCGACCACAAGAGCAUCAAGGAGCUUCUUCAAUUGGUUAUUUAAACUCCGGAUCAGUAGGUCUACGUCCGUAAAUUGUUGGGCUAUCAUUUUUGGAUAGAAUACAAACCAGGCCGUACUAAUCAAGCCGUAGAUGCCCUGUCUCGUGUGCAUAAGGACAGUUCGACUGACACCUUCGAUGUUCUAGCAGCGUGUCUCCUUUUGGCCAGCUAGCCCUCGUUCGAUCUCUUAUCCACCCUUCGCGCCGAGGAUGCCACCCUUCCUGAUAUGGUCCUGCCUUCACAAGAAAGUUAUUGAGGGUUCCUUGCCGUCUCCUUACUCGGUGCACGGUGGAUUCCUUCUCUUUUGCAACCGGUAUUAUAUCAAUCCCAAUUCCAUCCUCAAAUCAGUGAUGCUCUAGGAAUUCCAUGCUACACCGCUGGCCGGUCAUGUUGGCAUCAAGUGUACCUUGGUUCGUCUGUCCUCGACCUUAUACUGGCCACAGAUGCGGCGGGAUGUGGAAUAAUUUGUUUCGGCUUACCUGGUUUGCCAACAAAUUAAACACUCUACUCAACCGCCAACUGAUCUCCGUCAACCCCUGAUGAUUCCCUGCCUAGUUUGGGAAGAAGUCACGAUGGACUUUAUUACAGGUCUUCUGCUUGCCUGCGGGUUCACUGUGAUUUUGGUAGUUAUGGAUCGUUUAACGAAAUCGGCUCAUUUUGGCGCCCUUCCGCCCCACUUCACGGCCUUGAAAACUGCUGAGCUGUUUGUCAAUAUUGUGGUCAAACUCCAUGGUUUUCCCUGCUCUAUUAUCUCGGACCGUGACCCCGUCUUCUUGAGUCGCUUUUGGAAGCAACAUUUUGCCCUCAACAGCACCACUCUGAGCCAUAGCACGGUGUAUCACCCGCACUUCCCUGUGCUUGGGCGUGUGACCUCCUAUGGUCCUACCACAACGUGUUCUAAAAUUAAUUUAAUUAAAUAAUUACAUUAUUUAUUUCGAGUGAUAUUAUAUCCCAAUAAUUUAUCUCGUCUUGUAAAUAUUGCAAUGACGAUAUAAGG
Messenger RNA from Morus notabilis, 4089 nucleotides. RefSeq lists its product as uncharacterized. The coding region runs from base 165 to 1037 and encodes 290 amino acids. NCBI's taxonomy places the organism in Eukaryota, Viridiplantae, Streptophyta, Magnoliopsida, Rosales, Moraceae. The record is from RefSeq and is a predicted model, not a curated record. The transcript is spliced from 2 exons.